This is a messenger RNA of Ceutorhynchus assimilis (cabbage seed weevil), 868 nucleotides long. The record is from the annotation of a GenBank genome assembly. Lineage: Eukaryota; Metazoa; Arthropoda; Insecta; Coleoptera; Curculionidae.
CGAAGGCGAAGCAAAUUGAUGCGUGGUGUGGUGUGGUGUAAUGUGGAAGUGUUGUUUACGUAUUUAAAAACUGUAAAAUAAUGUAGCGAUUUAUCAAUAAAUAUUUAUUAUGGCUAUUCGCAGUAUAGCGGAAUAGAUAUUAAACCAAAAUAUAUCGGCUAAAUACAAAAAAAACCCAUAUUUGAUGGUAUUUAUUGUAUUUGUUUGGUGUACGUGCAGGUUUUUGUGUCGGUAAUGGCUGCCUGAAUAGAAAACAAAUUCAACAAAAAGGCUUCUGGUAAAGAAUUUCUAAUUAAAUUUAAAGAUUUUCAUGCUGACAGUGCAAGAUUUUCGUGGAAAUUGAUCCGUUUCUUCGAAAAACAUGGGUGAAAACAACCACAGACGCCACAAAAUCAUGGUUUUCCGGCCCACAUGGGACGAAUUCAAGGAUUUUGGAAACUAUGUAAAGUACAUGGAAUCGAUGGGUGCAAAUAAAGCUGGCCUAGCUAAGAAAAAAUCCAUGAGUAUUCAACAAUAUGCCGAACUGGCCAAUUCAGAACGUUAUGCCACCCCUAAACACUUUGACUAUGAAGAUCUGGAAAGGAAAUACUGGAAAAAUAUCACUUAUGUCGCACCAAUCUAUGGAGCAGAUGUCUCUGGGAGUUUAACUGAUGAAGAGGUCAAUGAAUGGAACAUAAACAGACUAGGCACGAUUUUGGACUAUGUGAAUGAGGAUUAUGGUAUUUCAAUUGAAGGGGUUAAUACAGCUUAUUUAUACUUUGGCAUGUGGAAAACCACUUUUGCUUGGCACACUGAGGAUAUGGAUCUUUAUUCAAUCAACUAUUUGCAUUUUGGAGCACCAAAAACAUGGCAAGUUGAAUUUAUUUGA